AUGAGUUUGUACACUGUCAGCAGCGAGAGCAGCGCUUGCUGCUCUCCUAAUGAUAACCUCAUACGCGAGGCCUCUACGGGUGUAACCAAAGGCAACCCAAACCCACGUUCCUUUGGGAGGCUCCAUUCGAAUGACUCGAAUAAACCAGAAAGCGCUUCUGCCGUUGUUCGCGUCGUGGCUGCGGACUAUUCAAAGCAGAUGGAAGCCAUGCGUGAUCGCACCAGCGCACUUGAACGGUACAAAAUUCUCGUGAACAAGGCGCGUCGCACGCCAGUGAAGACCAGAAACAGCGGUAUCGCCGAGUCGACGCUGCCUCAUUCAGAGCCCCUCGCCGCGCAAGAAAAGGCAGCAGAUGGGAGCAAGAUAAAUGACGUCGCGACCACCGCAACUGUGAUUCAUCGAACAACAGCAGGUUCAACGGGCAACACAUCUCCAUCUUCGCAUAACGAUCGGCGCUCUACAAAAGGGAGGCUCACAACUUACACAAAGCAGGUGGAAGGCAUGCGAGAGGAUGCGCCUCAGAGCGCGGCUGAUUCCAAUUCCUCCGCCGCAUCUUUUCAGGGUUUGGCCCCUAAAACCGAAGGGGGCAUUCACGUCCCUUCAAAAGAUGACGAUCGGCGUCCAGGUGAGCCGGAUAAGGAACUUUUUGAUACCACAGAUCAUAAGCCCAGUCAUAAAGAGCCAAAUGCACAGCCGCCCACCUUACCCGAGCCUAUCGAGUUCCCGUCAAAUCCCAAACGCGAUUCCAUGCGGCCUGAUUAUGAACCCAUUACGAGCCGCCACAACAUCCACGACAGGACGCAUUCUUUGGAUAGCAGCAACUUGCUGUUGAAGUCCGACGCGAAUUUGGACGUCCCGUUAAAUUCCUCCGUGGGGGGGAACUCGUUAUCAGACCAAAACGUCUGCCCUCCGCACGCUGAUGAACAGGAGCUCCAACGGCCAUCGAAGGCUCUUAAGACAGGCCAAGCUGCUGCUGCAAAGCGCCAGGUGGUUAGGAAAAGCACCAAAGAGGAGAACUUGAACGAACUUCACCAGGCUGGUCCGAACGAGGAGCGUAUAUCUGGGAAUGGAAGCCAGACUGCCUUUUGGAUUCGACCCUCGUCUGCGCUUUAUGAGAUGACAGCCAGCAUUGGGGCCAAGCGCAAGGACAGCGCGCGGAUGGACGUCAGCAACGAAGGCGAAUCAGUCGAACGUGCGCGCGUUGGCACGUCGCGAAGCGGCAAAAAUCCAUCGGAGGCUUCUCUACAAGAUCGUCGUCCACGGUUUUCAACCUUCUUUUCCUCGCACCGCGCCCCGGCGAAGGGUGUCGACAGCAAGACUUCGAAAAUGUCGGUUCGUUCGUCGAAUCCAACGGCGCCCAACAGCUGCCUGGUAUCCCCUCGCGACCACUCGCUCUCAUACGACCUCUCCGCUCUGGCGAAGCCAUUCCCUUGUAACUCCUUUCCCCCGGUGGACUCCCAGUCACCCUCGAUAAGCGUCGUACUUCUUUCUCGGAAAAACAUUCAGGACACUUCCUUAAACCAACCCGUUUCGUCUCGGAGGAAACUGCUUCCUACGUCGGACUCUAGCCAGAGCUCGUUGGGACUACUAUCCACCGAGGAGCGUCCCAAAGGCAGUGUGGUGAAGGGCAAGGCGGUGGCGGCCCGCCCGAGCAGGCGGGAGGGGAACGUGCACGUCGGCGAGGUUCCAGCUGCCUCCAACGUCACCCCCAAACAGCCCGCCUCGGCAAUAAAAUUGAGCAAAGCGUCGCCCAAGACUAUGCAACGGAAGAGUUCGGUGAAUUUUGACACCUCUCAAUCCGAAACAUCCGAGCCGAUGGGAGAUCCAACGCCGGAUGGGCUGCCUCCAAAGGCUACUCCGCUGAACUUAUCCUCCAGCGUCAUUCUCUCAGCACGCUCCUCUUGCUCCGCGACGUCGAUGAAAGGGAGGGCGAAUCCCUCCAUCAUGACCCCCAUCUCAACACCCAAGAGUUCCGCUCGAGCAAAGAGUGAUGUGGCCUCACCACUUGGGGGCUUCCUUGUGAACGAUGGAAAGCGCAACCUGAACAACACCCCGACGGGGAAGGAUGCCGUGGGGUUUUCACAAUCCAAGCUUCGUGGCCGCACCGACACGAACACCAUCACCCACCAUAUACCCUCCGCAGAUUCCUCCAUCAUUGAAAUGAAUAAGGAGAACAUUUGCGACAAAAAUGGGUACCCGUCCGAUCUUAAUCGUCAUCCCAAGGGACGUCUGUCCACUCUUGGUACACGCCAACAGCUUUCAGCCAAUGAAAUGGUAGGCUCGAUGCUGCAGGGAAUUAUUCAGCAGACUCGUCGUGUGCUACCGUGCUAUCUAUGUGGCGAGAUGAUCAAUGCGACAACCUACCAUGUGCACAUGGAGAUCUGCCGUAGAACAACUGAGGUGCUCAUGGAAGAGCAUGCGAUGCCAUCGACAGUGUGGGAGAAGAUAGAGAGUAUUUCAACCAUGAACGUGCCGAUUUCGUCGUCGAGCCAGGAGGAGCGCGAUGCAUUUGCCAUGGCCUGCUAUAAGUGCGCUUUACAUCUCGUUAUACCGUGUCGGAUAUGUGGGAUCCGCAUUCGUAUUCACGAUGCCAAAGAGCAUGAAAUGCUAUGCGGUAAGACCUACUAUGACAACAGUAAGGCCGCACAACGAGUUCGGAGGGCAGCUGAUGAGAUCCUGAGCCAUGCCGCCAAUGCAGAAUAG
Molecule: messenger RNA, 2703 nt
Organism: Phytomonas sp. EM1
Lineage: Eukaryota; Euglenozoa; Kinetoplastea; Trypanosomatida; Trypanosomatidae
Source: the annotation of a GenBank genome assembly